Fusarium odoratissimum NRRL 54006 is the source of this 1780-nucleotide messenger RNA. RefSeq lists its product as uncharacterized. The coding region runs from base 1 to 1704 and encodes 567 amino acids. The transcript is spliced from 2 exons. The record is from RefSeq and is a predicted model, not a curated record. NCBI's taxonomy places the organism in Eukaryota, Fungi, Ascomycota, Sordariomycetes, Hypocreales, Nectriaceae.
AUGGCCCGUCUCAAAGGCGUGGCCCUUUUUGGGCUGACUUUGUGCCUAUCAGGACAUAUUAGAAGCGUCAUUGCUGACUGUUCUAAUGAGGAGACUUCGACAAUAACCGAGGCGACCCAAGUAUCGAGCCUUGCGGCAUCAUGUCCAACCUACACCGGCGACCUCAAUCUUAUCAACGUUACGGAAACCAUCAACAUGACAGGGAUCGAGACUGUCAUUGGCGAUAUCAAGUACAGCAACGAUUUCCCAGACGAUUACGUUACAUUCUACAGCUCGACCCUCAAAAACGUCACUGGCGACCUCCUCAUGUACGGUGCCGGGGGAAAGGUUACCAAGACCCCUGGAGACUUGAACAUAACGCUUCCUGCUCUUCGAAUCAUCGGUGGGCUGGCUGCUUACUGGGGAUGGGGUGACGUGUCGAUCAAUACGGAUCCGAAGCUCAACAUGUUGUCAGGGUUCGUGAUCAAAUCUGGGGCAAGCCAGUCUUGGGCGGGUAAUCUGUACCUCAAUGUUACUUCUGUCUGGAGUAUUGACGUUUCGGGUGUCGAGUUUCAGGCCACUGGCGGAGCGCUUUUCACCUCAUCUGCGCAGGAGGUCACAAGCGGGAUCGGAAUCUGGGGAAGUAGUGGCCUAGAGCGUGUCUUGUUGGACAAUCUCAAGUUUGUCAACUAUACAGUGGACAUCACAAGUAACCCGGACCUCGAUUACAUCUCUUUAUCACUCCCCGAAGUCGGUUUGCUUCGCGUCACGGAAAAUGGAAGAGAUACGCAUUUGUCAGUGCCCAAUCUGAAGAAGCUUGGAGGUCGCAGCGAUCAUUCAAGUUAUACCAGCGGCGGGGACGCUGGUGGUAUCUUCAGGGAUCUCGUCAACGCCAGCCUACCUUCCUUGACUGAGGUUCACGGCGAUGAUGUGGAUUGGUUCAAGGGCAAGCUCAACUUUACAUCCAACUUCUUCACGGAACUGAGUCUACCAAGUCUCAGGACGGCAAACUGCACGCUUGGCAUUGAUGAGAAUAUUGCGCUCAACGACUUUUCGAUACCAAGGCUUAACUAUGUCAAGGACCUGCAGAUACACGACAACCCCCGCCUUCUCAACUUUACGGCCAAUAUGCUGAAGAAGGCAGAUAACAUCAACAUGACCGGGCCAUUUACCAACGUUGAGUUCUUCGGUCUUGAGGUCAUUACGGGAGAUUUCUACCUGGCCGGUGAUAGGACUAUGGAUUGUUCUUGGUUCGAUGAACACUUCCUCAAUGAUAUUGUCCAGGGAUCAUACAAGUGCGUUGGCAACCAUACCAAGCCUGCCACUGAGCGCAAGCCCAGCACACCGACCGAUGAGGCAGAUCUUCGGGACAAAGAAUCAGAGCAACGGGGAAGUUCAUCGAGUGGAGGUGAAGAAGGAUCCGGCUCUGGGAGUGAUAGUGGACUGUCAACCGGCGCCAAAGCAGGCAUAGGUGCGGGGGUUGGUGUCGCAGGCCUUAUCCUUCUCGGUCUUGGAGCUGGGUUCUUAAUUGGCAAGAAGACGAAGAGAUCGCCUGGUGCAAUAGCUCACACUAGCGACUCUGGGUAUCAGAAGGCUGAACUCGAUGGAGAUGCUAAGCCAUCUGGGGGUGUGAAAGAGCCGCAUAGUGUAGAAGCUUCCGAGAUGCAAGACACGGGCAAGUCUGAGUUACCAGUGAAUCAAGUGAGAGCCGAGUUGGCAGGAUAAAGCCCGACGAUCCUAGAAACCUUGAAGACUCCAUUACUUACGAGAAGACAAUUUUUUAAUAGCCUGGAUGGCGCGC